Molecule: messenger RNA, 1359 nt
Organism: Daucus carota subsp. sativus
Lineage: Eukaryota; Viridiplantae; Streptophyta; Magnoliopsida; Apiales; Apiaceae
Product: tetraspanin-18
Exons: 6
Coding region: 210-1004 (264 amino acids)
Source: RefSeq, a predicted model, not a curated record
GCAAAAAGCCAAACCACCUGGCCAGAAAAAGAAAAAAGAUAACUACAAAACCAUCAUCAUACAGCAUCACAAAAAUCGUGUAUCUAUAACUCUAACUUGUAAGUAUAGUUGUAAGUAUAAUUCUAUGCAAAUCACAAAAACCACAAAUAUUUUCCCCCAAAUCGAGCCAAACAGCCCCUAGGGUUUCCAAUUUUCGAUUCUCCCCCAAAAUGAGAACCCCUUGUUGCCACUCAUUCCUCUCGUUCCUUCUCAAAUUCCUCCAUUUUCUGCAGACAUUCGCGGGAAUUUCGCUGAUUCUGUACUCAAUUUACUUGCUCAAUCAAUGGAAUCAUCACAAUUCGGGCCCAAUUGCGCCGGCGCCGGGUAAUUCUGACGGGGUUCGGGUAAAGUUCGGAUCUUUACCGGGUCUUGAUCGGGUCGAGCCGGUGAGGCUUUUCGGAGAGAGUCUCGCGGGCGUUGAUGGAGGGAAAUUGAAUUCUGUGGAGCUUCCUGCUCCUUGGUUUAUAUAUGCAACUAUGGGAUUGGGGAUUGUGCUGUGUUCCAUAUCAUGCAUCGGUCAUAUCGCAGCUGAAGUAAUCAAUGGAUGUUGCCUUUGUUUCUAUACUAUCUUAGCUACUUUGCUCAUUCUGCUCGAAGGGGCCCUGGUAGCAUUUAUUGCCAUUGAUCGUCACUGGGAGAAGGAUAUUCCAUAUGACCCUACUGGAGAUGUGGAUAACUUUCGUAACUUCAUCGAGGACAAUGCUGAUAUAUGUAAGUGGGUUGGCAUUGCCGUACUUAUAGUUCAGGCAUUGUCCCUUCUUCUUUCCCUGGUUCUGCGAUCCAUGGUUUCUACUCGGCCGGUAGAGGAUGACAUUGAGGGAGAUUAUGAUGUCAGGGUAAGAACUAGGGAACCACUUCUGAAUUCACAUGUCGGCCAGGCAUCUGGAUCAGUGAAGGGUGAUUCAGAUAUAUGGAGCUCAAGAAUGAGGGAGAAGUAUGGGUUGAAUGGGAGUGAUCCCAAGUAGAACUUGCUGAAUCCGGAGGUUUCUGUGGAUGUAACCAAAGCAAGCGAAUACAUGUCAAUGUCGUACAACUCUGUAUAACUCUGCCGCCUGUAUCAUGAGUAGUCACUCUUUUGUUCUCGUGUCUAAAUCUCCUGACCUAAAAACAUAACCUCGUGUGAGUGUUCAGGCUUCUGCUUGCUUGAGUUUCUACUUUUAAAGGCUCGUGACGUCUGUUAAUAACUUUACCCCGUAUAGUCUGAUCUUUCUAUAGUCCCGUGUAUACGUCUUCUAAAUGUCGUGCUUUUCCUUUGGUGUGCUUGUAAUUGGAAUACAUUGUGUGACAAUAGAAAAGGAUGAGAUAGAGGCUUGUUGUGUA